AUGAAAAUAUUUGACCGACCGUCUGCAAUAGCACGACAGAAGCAGGUGGAGGAAGGCCUUAAUCCGGAAGAUCAACCGUUGCCUGCUACGUCAAUUUUGUCAAAAAAAUCUUUAAGCGCUUUGGAAGCCAAGAAUUGUGUGAUGGGGAGCACGGUUAUGCCUGAGGAUGCGGAAAAGGGCGCUGUAACUGGGAAAGUCCUUGAAAACGCUGGCAAGAUCAUCCGAAAGCGCUACGUACAGCCGUUGGUAGUGUUUUCUCAGUUUCAAGAUGUGGAGAUCGCAUGUCGCUUUCUGCAAUACAAUCGUGAUCCAGAGGCUCUCCACCUUGCAAAAGCAAUCUUUGCGGCCGGAGUUCGACAGUUUCCAAAGUCGCCAAGGUUAAGACUAAUGCAAGCAUAUUACAUUGCUUUGUACGAUAUAUCGCACAUUGAUGAGGUUUUUGAUUGCCUUAUUGCGGCCAAAAAAUUGAAGCCAGCAUUUGACACCCGCUUCUUUAUAUUCUUCGAAGAAAGAACCAUGGAACAGGAAGACCGGAAAGAAGAGCUAAUGAUUUCGACACUCAAUGUAACGGAGUAUGCAGAAAUUACCGCGAUGGAGCACGGUGCACAGCGAUACCAUUUAAAUUCGCUCCUCUCGCUAAAACUACUAUGGCAGUACCUAAAAAAUGAAAAAAUUGUUAUUUCAUGCAUCCCGUAUUUGCUUGAGGCAGUAGAGAAAAAUCGUAAAAUUGCUGAUUUACACUAUCAAAGCAUUAUCAGCAAAUAUCCAAAAUCGAAGCAAGUAUUGAGACGGUACAGCAAUUUUCUUAUCAAUGUUUGCGGGGACCACGAAAAAGCAAGGAAGCUUCUUGAGCGUGCAGAAGAUAUUGAAAACCAGGAAGUUCGCGAGAGUUCCAUGCGCAGUGCCAAUGAACGUCUGCGGAAAGAGAAUCAGUUUGGCAACGAAGAAUUUGAUAUUGAAAAUAGCUCAGCGUAUGUACAGGCUGAAGAGCUCAGCUUGCCAAGGCAAGAUUGUGCGGAUAUAGUCCAGGUGACGGAUUUGGAUCUCAAUGCCCUGGGAGCACCUGACCUUCCCCGUCGAAGCGGAGUGGAUACGUCAUCUGGCCGUCGUCGAAGUGUGAGGAUUGAAGAGGAGGGGUCACUGGGGGGUGAAAGGCGUGAGAAAAAAAUGAACCUGGAGAGAAUGCCGUCGCCUGUUACUCCUGUGCCGAUGAUGGCAAUCAAGCAGCCGAGUGUGGUUGACUCAACUGCGAGUUCGCAACGAGAAAUACGCCAACAGAAAUAUUAUCGAGAGCUAAUUGAAUUUAAGCUCUUUGCCCCUGUUCAGCAAUAUCGAUAUCUUAUCAACAUCGCUUUGCUUUGCCUCCUUGGAAUUCUGAUUGCGGGGUGUACCGUCUCGGUCCUCGGAUAUUCUGCAAUAACUGAAGCGCUACAGGAUGCUUACGCACGUCUAAGACCACGAGGAACAUUUAUGCGAAUAUGUCGGGUCAUUCGUGAAAUUGUGGCCAUCACACAGGGAAUUCUACCAGUACGGAGUACGCAGACGGCACUUGAAACCCGUGUGGCAACACUUUCUCAAUAUGUGAACGGAGUCUGGAUACCCACCAUCUUACCUAUUCUGCAACGGAAUCAUCUGGACGAUGAGCCGCGUAUCAUCAUCAAAAUGUCUCGCGGUUCUGGAAGUCGCCUGGAAGUGUUCAGUCCUUACUUUCUGGGCCAACUCAUUGCAGAGUAUGCACAAUCCCUCGUAAACAGUUCUCUGAGUACGUUCACUGCUCCAGAAAUCAGCGCCCGCACGGACAUCCGCAUAUUCCUGGACAAUAUUUUGUCAAUUGCUCAAUCCUAUGACUCCCUGACCGAUGGAGCCAUGACUUCUUAUCUCAGUUAUCAACGGAACAACACAAUGGCAAUGGUGGCCAUCCUGGUCGCCUUGCCGCUUUUAUGCUUUCUAAUUGGCGUCGUUCUGUUCCGUCCAAUAAUCGAGAGGGCAUACGAAAAGCAGCUUCAAAUCCUCAGUCUUUUUGGAAGCUUUCCCAAAAAAUACGCGAAUCAAAAGCUUGAUGACUUAGAAAUUGAAAUUGAAGCGAUUAUGGAAGAGCUGGAGGCGGACACCGACGGGGCGGUGGCUGAAAGUGCGCCAAAAUCCUUCAACAUCACCUUGCCAAGAGAAGUCGUAAUGGCUCGACAUAGCCCUAAACGCAUGAUAAAGCUCUUGACCAUGUGCUUGUCCUUGGUCGGAUUAACCGGGACGCUCAUGUUCAUUCCUCCUAUUCAACAAGGCCAAUAUGCGCGGAAUGCCGUCAACACGAUUCGUUAUCUUAGUGAUCGGACAUUCUAUGUGGGCCUAAGUUCGACUAUCGCUGUGGAAGUAGCCGCACAAGAUAACACUUGCUGGAUGCCCGGGAUGCAAACUUUAUGGCUAGAGUACUAUCUGGAUAGAUACGACGCGGCAAAUCGAGCGCUUCUGAUCACCACAUCUGAUGCUCCGAGCUUGUACGACUUUCCUGAGACUCAGGUAGUCCUGAAGACCGGCGGAUUCUGUCUGCUGCAAGACCCAAAUGGAUGUGACGAUGAUAAGCGAGAAUAUAAUGCAACGAUAGGCUUCACCAAAGGCCUUGUCACAAGUUCCUCCGAGUUCAUUAUUCACAAAUGGUACGAAUCGAUGCGACAAUUCCUGAGCAGCCCUCCUUUGCAGCAAACCUUCGCUAAUGAGCAGCUGCAACUUGCGAUCUCUCUGGGCGACGAUAUAUCUGGUGCUGCAGCGAUGAUGAAUAAUUUGAUCGUCGAUCACGUAGAAAAAACGAGCUCAACACAAAAAGCCAUUAACGUUUUCAUUUUUGCUUUGUCGCUCGCGAUAUUUGGUCUCUCAUACAUCUUGGUCUUCAGACGCAUAAUGGAGAAGAUCAAAGGGGAGCUGGGUAGCAUUGUCUGGUUACUAUUUACGUUGCCAACUGACAUAGUUCAAUCAAUUCCCGAACUGAAGCGAUUUAUCGAAAGUGGAGGGGCACUUUUACCGCAACGGAAACAGCUCUGACCUGUAAUUUAUGAAAGAAAGAAUGCGAGAUGUGUUUAACAAAGACAUUGAUAGCACCCAUAAUUUACGCCCUGGCUGCUCUUGUAUUAGAA
Molecule: messenger RNA, 3125 nt
Organism: Spizellomyces punctatus DAOM BR117
Lineage: Eukaryota; Fungi; Chytridiomycota; Chytridiomycetes; Spizellomycetales; Spizellomycetaceae
Exons: 15
Coding region: 1-3033 (1010 amino acids)
Molecular function (GO): protein binding
Source: RefSeq, a predicted model, not a curated record